UUGAAAUUGUCCUCAAAAAAUAGUUUUGAAAAAUCCCAUUCUUAGUGUUUUUAUAAUUCUGGAACUCCCUAUUUGCAAAAUUGAAUCAACAGAGAGUACGUGAAAGAGAAGUGAAGAGAAAGGGGGAAGGGGAUGAGAUAAAAGCAAGCAACUUUCCAAGAAUGGGAAUAUAAAGAGGUUACGUUUCCCGUUUCCCGUUUCCCAUUCCCAUUCCUGGGUCAAGCAUUAUCGUCGCGUGGGGCUAAAAGCCUUGAGAACGUGUGUCCCUUUGGAGAGAAAAAACGAAUCCCUGCAAAACAAACAAGAAACCCCCCAAAAAAAAAGGGAAAAAAACUUGACAUAACUGAAGAUGUGCUGCGACGGAGAUUGCAGGCCCUUGGGGUUUCUAUUAGGCCUUCCCUUCGCUUUCCUCUCUCUCCUCAUCUCCAUCAUCGGCGUCGUCAUCUGGAUCGUCGGGUUGUUGUUGACGUGCAUAUGCCCCUGUUGCUUGUGCGUGACGGUACUAGUAGAGCUUGCGCUGGAGCUGAUCAAGGCCCCCAUUCAUGUGAUGGAGUGGUUCACAUCUCAGAUCCCUUGUUAGCCUUUUUCCUUCUCCCUUCUUUUCUCUUCUUCAUUUUGAUAUUGCCUCCUCCUAAUUUUCAUCUGUUUCUCUGAUUCUCCCCUGUACAAUCGUUAUAUCUAUGUAUGUAUGGAUGAUUUCCCUCAAAUCUCCACUCCUGUAUUUCAAAUCCUAAGAAAAGUAGAUGGAAUUUGAUUUGUUCCAAUCUCCUGAUCUGUGUGAAUGAAUAUUGGGCUUGUUUCA
Messenger RNA from Vitis vinifera (wine grape), 802 nucleotides. RefSeq names its product signaling peptide TAXIMIN 1. Lineage: Eukaryota; Viridiplantae; Streptophyta; Magnoliopsida; Vitales; Vitaceae. The transcript has 2 exons. Bases 350 to 580 code for a protein of 76 amino acids. The record is from RefSeq and is a predicted model, not a curated record.